Closterium sp. Yama58-4 is the source of this 1125-nucleotide messenger RNA. The record is from the annotation of a GenBank genome assembly. NCBI's taxonomy places the organism in Eukaryota, Viridiplantae, Streptophyta, Zygnematophyceae, Desmidiales, Closteriaceae.
AUGGCAGUGUGCUGCUGGGAUGGCAGUGUGCUGCUGGGAUGGCAGUGUGCUGCUCUGCUGGGAUGGCAGUGUGCUGCUCUGCUGGGAUGGCAGUGUGCUGCUCUGCUGGGAUGGCAGGUCACGUGUUGGUCUGUUGGGGAGGUCAGGAUAUCAUGUGCAUGCUGCUUCGUGUUGCGCCAUGCUGCUUCGUGUUGCGCCAUGCUGCUUCGUGUUGCGCCAUGCUGCUUCGUGUUGCGCCAUGCUGCUUCGUGUUGCGCCAUGCUGCUUCGUGUUGCGCCAUGCUGCUUCGUGUUGCGCCAUGCUGCUUCGUGUUGCGCCAUGCUGCUUCGUGUUGCGCCAUGCUGCUUCGUGUUGCGCCAUGCUGCUUCGUGUUGCGCCAUGCUGCUUCGUGUUGCGCCAUGCUGCUUCGUGUUGCGCCAUGCUGCUUCGUGUUGCGCCAUGCUGCUUCGUGUUGCGCCAUGCUGCUUCGUGUUGCGCCAUGCUGCUUCGUGUUGCAUUGAUCCGUUCCCUCUCCUGCCUUGCCCUAUUGUCUGCCUGCUCACUCCUUAUACCGGCCUUCGUUUCCCCCCUUCCCCCCCCCCCCUUGCUGUGCUACUCUCUCCCUUCACCAGCGGCGCUCCCGGAAACUACCUCAUAGGAACCGUGCCGCCGCUCGGCCCUCUGCUUCUCAGAAUAGAUGUCAAUUACAACUUCAUCACGGACCUCCCAUCGGCGGCCUACACGUGGUGUGGCGGCACCCUCAACUGCCUCGUCACGCCCUCCAAGUGCACCACCUCUGGCACGGUCCAGCGCUCUGCAGCGGAUUGUGCCUUCUGCGGCACCACCAACGGCAUAGCUCCGUUCUGCUGGGGGGCGGGAGGGGUGUGCACGCUUGACGCGGCUGCACUCGUGGCUGCCGGCACUACGAACUCGAAUUCGCAGCCCGCGCUCCCCAGGACGUGCGUGGGCGGGCCGGUUGUGGCCUUGAAAGACACCACAGCCAUGCUCGCCCUCAAGUCUUCUCUCGGCGUCACUUUCACCACCUGGGCGGCCACUGUGCCAUGCACGAUCGCGGGGCAGACCACCUCAGUGACAGUGUGGAGUGGCGUGCUCUGCGACAGCACUGGGAGGGUCGUGAGCAUGUGA